AUUAGGAUGGAGCCUUCAGGACAGGAGGUCGGUUCUUCUGCCGAAUCACCUAGAGCUGAAGCUAUAGGUGCACAUUCUAGCAUAUUGAAGGGAGAUCGAACUUACAAUGUUGAUAAUUCUGCGGUGGAUACCUUGGUGGACUCUAAUGGUGAAGACCUUGCUUGUGCAGCUGAUAUUGCAACCCCAGUUAUUCGUAAUCCCGAGAAUGGAGUAGUAUCUUCGACUUCUUAUAUUCACCCAUUUAUCCUCAAGAGGAUGAUGCAGAUGCAGAGUCCAAUUAAUAAAGGCAUCUCUCCCACCGAUGCAUCUGACCCUGUCAACGUUUGUUGUAAUCACCUACAUCAACCUUUGGCUUGCAUUGACCAGAAUCAUGCCUUCGAUGGUUUAAAAUUGGAACAGUUGACUAAGGCCAGUACGAUGGGUAUCUUGGAGUAUUCUCCAGAAGAUGAAGUGGAAGGAGAACUUGUUUACUUUCAGAAUAAGUUGGUUGACCUAGCAAUUUCUAGCAAGCGCUAUUGCGAUGAUUUGAUUUCUAGGGCUAUGAAAAGUCUUCCAGAGGAGAUGGAUGCUGUAAGGAACCAAAAAUGGGAUGCUGUGCUUGUCAAUCAGUAUCUUUGUGAGCUUAGAGAGGAAAAGAAACGGGGAAGGAAAGAGAAGCGACACAGAGAAGCCCAGGCUGUGCUUGCUGCUGCGGCAGCUUCUUCGAGGGUUUCAUUGUUUAGGAAAGAUGGGCAUGAUGAAGCUGGUCAACAUGAGAAUCCUUUGAAGGUGAAUACGGUCAGUGUGAGGGCUGGCCCACAUUCUCAGUUGAUGCCACGGGCAAAGGAAACACUCUCAAGGUUGGCUGUAUCAAGGGCUUCAUUGGAAAAACAGUCCAAUAUCUUCCAGUUGACCUCAGAUUUCUCAAAAGACAAUCCAAGAUCAUGUGAUGUUUGUAGGCGAUCAGAAACAAUGUUGAACCCAGUCCUAGUUUGUAGCUACUGCAAGGUUCCGGUUCAUUUGGGCUGUUAUCGUAAUGUGAAAGAUCCUGUUGGUCCAUGGUACUGUGAAGUGUGUGAAGAGAUAUUAGCAUCUAGAAGCCCAGGAGCUGCCCCUCCAAAUUCUUGGGAGAAGAUUUCUUUUAUUGUACAGUGUGGUUUAUGUGAUGGCUCCGCUGGUGCUUUUAGAAAGUCAACUGAUGGCCAGUGGGUACAUGCUUUUUGUGCUGAGUGGAUAUUGGAAUCAAUAUUCAGAAAGGGACAAGUCAAUGCUGUUGAAGGAAUGGAGGCCAUUUUGAAGGAAAGGGAUGCUUGCAUUAUUUGUCGCCGAAGAGUUGGUGUCUGCAUAAAGUGUAACUAUGGGAAUUGCCAAAGCACAUUUCAUCCAUUUUGUGCAAGAAAUGCCGGCCUCUACUUGCAUGUGAAGAUUAGCGGAGGCAGGGUUCAGCACAAGGGUUACUGCGAUAGGCAUAGUUUGGAGCAGAGAGAGAAGGCUGAGACUCAGCAGCAUGGGGUGGAGGAAUUAAAAAGCAUCAAGCAAAUCAGGGUUGAGCUUGAGAAGUUGCGGCUUCUUUGCGAGAGAAUUAUUAGACGAGAAAAGUUGAAGCGAGAGUUGGUUCUUUGCUCACAUGACAUCCUUGCAUCAAAAAGAGAUGCUGUUGCUUUCUCUGUACUUGUGAAUAGUCCCUUCUUCCCACCUGAUGUUAGUUCUGAAUCAGCUACUACUUCUCUCAAAGGGCAUGAUGAAAAUAAAUCCUUCAGUGACGCAUUCCAAAGAUCCGAUGACAUCUCUGUGGACAGCACAGUUUCUGAAAGGACACCAUUUUCGGGGAAGCAGCUCCCCCACAGACCUGUAUCGAUUGCCUCACGGAAUCUGACAGAUGAGAGGAAAUCCAAGUUGAGGAAGCAUACUGAGACCUUUCAGAAAGAGCUGGUAAUGACAUCAGAUCAAGCAUCUGUGCAGAAUCAGCGGUUACCUAAAGGAUUCGCUUAUGUUCCUAUUGGCUGCCUUUCAAAGGAAAAGCACUGCAAUGAGCAGAAAUCUCACUCACCGGCCUAAACGAUGAGCAAACACUCAUACGUGAGAGCAAGGGAUCACCCAAGGACAAGCUCCAAGGAGGGAGGAGAGAGGGAGGCAAGAACCAUGCAGCCCGUGAUGUGAGUUCUCAUGCACCAUUGAACCAUAAUGGGUAGAGAUGAGCAUCACUUUUAGGUCUUCAAUUUCCCUUCUAGGGGGGCAAGACCUAUCCCAGUUGCAUAAUUUCUGCUCAGAGGCUUGUCAUGUUCAUUUGUUUCUGAUGGAUGAGCAAGAAGGGAGGGUGAAUGAUGCGGAUAGGUUUCUGGCCAUUGUAUCCUUAUCAAGAGAAAAUGCUGCCUUGGUUUGACAAGAAAAUUUUGAUGUCGUUGUUGUAUAUGCAUAUGCAUUCUGAGAGAAAUUGUACAGAGGGUGAGACUUAAUAUUAAAUGUGUGCCAGCAGGCUUAAGUCUCUUCAUCCGGCCACUUACCUGCCUGGUACAAGGAUGCUGAGGUUCUUCUUUGUAACUGUAUAUGAAGAAUUAGAAAGUAUCCUUAUGGUGAUUGUUUUGUAGAAGUUGUA
This is a messenger RNA of Macadamia integrifolia, 2575 nucleotides long. RefSeq lists its product as uncharacterized. Gene Ontology annotation, biological process: regulation of transcription by RNA polymerase II. The record is from RefSeq and is a predicted model, not a curated record. Lineage: Eukaryota; Viridiplantae; Streptophyta; Magnoliopsida; Proteales; Proteaceae. Bases 7 to 2037 code for a protein of 676 amino acids. The transcript is spliced from 15 exons.